This is a messenger RNA of Cucurbita pepo subsp. pepo (vegetable marrow), 1302 nucleotides long. RefSeq lists its product as uncharacterized. The record is from RefSeq and is a predicted model, not a curated record. NCBI's taxonomy places the organism in Eukaryota, Viridiplantae, Streptophyta, Magnoliopsida, Cucurbitales, Cucurbitaceae.
AUGGGUUUUGAUGCAAUAUGCAAGAAAAGCAAAGAGCUUAGAGUUGUGAAAGAUAUGAAGAUGGGUGCAAUCUUUGGAAUUACUCUCAUUUUGCUUCUUAUGUUUGUCAACAACAUAGAGUCGAGACAUGAACCAGGAGAACGCUUGAGUAAUGUGGAAGGGAAAGAAGAUAGCGUUGAAGGCAAGCAACCUGAAAAUGAAAAACGGUUUGUCAAGGAUAUAGAACCAAGACCCAGUGCUACCUUUUAUCCAAAAGAGGCUGAAAAGAAAUCAUUUUUUAAAGACAUUGAGCCACGACCAAGUGCCACAUUUUACCCAAAUGAAAAUGUCAAUGUCAUACUUUUUGACAAAGAUAUCGAGCCACGACCAAGUGCCACGUUUUACCCAAAUGACAAUAUCAAAACCAUGCUUUUUGACAAAGAUAUUGGGCCACGACCAAGUGCCACAUUUUACCCAAAUGACAAUGUCAAAACCAUGCUUUUUGACAAAGAUGUUGAGCCACGACCAAGUGCCACAUUUUACCCAAAUGACAAUCUUAAAACCUUAGUUUUUGACAAAGAUAUCGAGCCACGACCAAGUGCCACAUUUUACCCAAAUGACAAUGUUAAAACCUUAGUUUUUGACAAAGAUAUCGAGCCACGACCAAGUGCCACAUUUUACCCAAAUGACAAUGUUAAAACCUUAGUUUUUGACAAAGAUAUCGAGCCACGACCAAGUGCCACAUUUUACCCAAAUGACAAUGUUAAAACCUUAGUUUUUGACAAAGAUAUCGAGCCACGACCAAGUGCCACAUUUUACCCAAAUGACAAUGUUAAAACCUUAGUUUUUGACAAAGAUAUCGAGCCACGACCAAGUGCCACAUUUUACCCAAAUGACAAUGUUAAAACCUUAGUUUUUGACAAAGAUAUCGAGCCACGACCAAGUGCCACAUUUUACCCAAAUGACAAUCUUAAAACCUUAGUUUUUGACAAAGAUAUCGAGCCACGACCAAGUGCCACUUUUUACCCCAAAGACAAUGUCAAGACUAUACUUUUUGACAAAGAUAUUGAGCUACGACCAAGUGCCUCCUUUUACCCAAAUGACAAUGUCAAGACUAUACUUUAUGAGAAAGAUAUUGAACCACGACCAGGUAUCUCAUUUUACCCAAAUGAUGAAAAAGUCAAGCUUUUUGUUAAAGAUAUUGAACCACGACCAAGCAUCUCAUCUUACCCAAGUACCACAACGUAUCCUCACGAUCACAACCCAAAAGUUUCCUCUACUGAUUGUCACGACGAAGCUGACAUACAGCUCCCACGAGCUUAA